Nanorana parkeri is the source of this 1638-nucleotide messenger RNA. RefSeq names its product CD36 molecule (gene CD36). NCBI's taxonomy places the organism in Eukaryota, Metazoa, Chordata, Amphibia, Anura, Dicroglossidae. The record is from RefSeq and is a predicted model, not a curated record. Gene Ontology annotation, molecular function: scavenger receptor activity; low-density lipoprotein particle binding; low-density lipoprotein particle receptor activity. Gene Ontology annotation, cellular component: cytoplasm; cell surface; caveola. The transcript is spliced from 14 exons. The coding region runs from base 1 to 1638 and encodes 545 amino acids. Gene Ontology annotation, biological process: lipid storage; low-density lipoprotein particle clearance; amyloid-beta clearance by cellular catabolic process.
AUGUGCUGCAAUAAGAAAUGCUGGCUAAUAGUGGGAUCAGUGGUUGGAGGACUGUUGGCUAUCCUUGGAGGAGUCCUGUUUCCUGCGGGAGAUUUAAUAAUUGAGGGUAAAAUAAACACGGAAGCGGUCAUUGAGGAUGGAACUAUUGCUUAUGAAAACUGGAUCAAGCCUGGAAGUCCAGUCUAUAGAUAUUUUUGGAUUUUCCAUGUAACAAAUCCAGAUGACGUUUUAGUAGGAGGGAAACCAAAUUUAGAACAAAAAGGACCUUACGCAUAUUUGGUCAGGCAUGUACCAAAGAGCAAUGUGACACAGAACAACAAUAAUAAUACAGUGUCUUUUUACCAGCCAAAUGAGGCCAUCUUUCAACGGCAUUUAUCUGUUGGGCCGGAAGAGGAUAUAUAUACAGUUCUUAACCUGGCUGUGGCUGCUGCCCCGAGCAUGUUUACAGGAUUAGAAGGAUUAAUAAAUGGUUUCAUAAAGGCUUCCAACUCAUCAUUGUUUCAAGUCAGAAGUGUGAAAGAAUUACUGUGGGGCUACAGAGAUCCAUUCUUGGAAAGAAUACCAAAUUUCAUCCUCCAAGAUAAAAACACUGGAGUGUUUUAUCCGUACAAUGGAACAAGUGAUGGGCCUUACACUGUCUUUAAUGGCAAGAAGGAUAUCAAGGAAGUAGCCUUAAUUACCAAUUAUAAGGGACACAGUUCUCUCUCAUACUGGAAUGAUGCCUACUGUGACAUGAUAAAUGGUACAGAUGCAGCUUCAUUUCCUCCCUUUAUUAAUAAGAAGAAACUUUUAUAUUUCUUUUCUUCAGAAAUCUGCAGAUCCAUAUAUGGAGUAUUUGAAAAGGAAUAUAUACUAAAAGGAAUUAAACUGUAUCGAUUUAUAGUACCAAAAAGUGCUUUUGACUCACCCACCAUCAAUCCAGACAAUCACUGCUAUUGCACAGAAAUAGUGCUGUCUAGGAACUGUACAGCUGCUGGUGUGUUGGACCUUCGAGCUUGCCAGGGUGGUAAACCCAUAUUUCUUUCUCUGCCCCACUUCUUGCAUGGAAGCGACUUCCUGGUGGAACAAGUGACUGGUCUAAGUCCUAGUAAAGAAGAACAUGAAACUUAUGUGGAUGUUGAGCCUAUAACUGGCUUUACAAUGCAUUUUGCUAAAAGAUUACAGGUCAAUGUAAUGUUUCAGCCAACAGACAAAAUAGAAAUUUUGGCUAAACUAAAGUCAGAAUUUGUGUUCCCUGUGCUGUGGCUGAAUGAAACUGCUCUUAUUGGUGAUGACUCAGUAAACCAAUUCAAAUCAAGUGUGACUGUGCCUUUGAAGGUGCUAGAAGUUUUGCGGAUAGUACUAAUAUGUCUUGGUGUUGUUGUAUUCUUGGCCUGCUCCAUAACACUUUGUGUUAAAAAGAAGACAAUAAACAUGACUGGAAUGCAGAACUCGAAGAAAAAGAUGAAAGACGGCAGUGUUGCCGGAACCUAUUUUGCUGUGACUGUUAUGUUUGGAUGUCUGUCUCGUCUCCGGUUUCUUGUUUCCUUCAGAGCACAGUUGUAUUCCACAUCUAAAAAUCCUGGUAAAAGGCCAAGUUUUGAAAUCAAAUUAAUUGUAGAUGUAGCAGUUGCAAAGGUUUUGAGGUUGAUUAAGUAA